Messenger RNA from Podarcis muralis (Common wall lizard), 3232 nucleotides. It is a transcript of the gene DUSP26, whose product is annotated as dual specificity phosphatase 26. Gene Ontology annotation, molecular function: protein tyrosine/serine/threonine phosphatase activity; MAP kinase phosphatase activity. Gene Ontology annotation, biological process: negative regulation of MAPK cascade; protein dephosphorylation. Gene Ontology annotation, cellular component: cytoplasm. Lineage: Eukaryota; Metazoa; Chordata; Lepidosauria; Squamata; Lacertidae. The record is from RefSeq and is a predicted model, not a curated record.
AGCUUAACAAUGGCUUUGCCGGCUGCAUUUGCCCUGUGGGGUUAUCGGCUGGCUGUCCCUGCUCCCAACAAUGGCCUUGCAUUCGUUUGCAUGAACUAACAUAUUAAUCACAGCGAAGGGUCUGCGCCGGGAUUUCGCAUGGUAGCACAGGUGUGCUCCUGUGUUGCCGUGCAGACUGAAGCGAGCGAGCGAGCGUGUGGUGCAUCUGUGGCGUGUGUUUGCACGUGCCUGCUCUCUCUGACUGGCUGUCUCCUGAGCUGCUACUCUACUCUCUCUCACCCAUUCACUGUCUAAUAGGAAACAAAUCUGCCCCUGGACAUGCCAGGGCUUAAAAUAGAUGUUGAGACAGCAGCCUUUCCCCUUCUUCAGCAGCAACAGCGUCAGUAGCAGGAACGGCAGAGGCAAGGAGAGGGAGAGCACAGGAGAUGGCCGACUAGAUCUGAAGGAGAAGCCUUCUUUCCCAGCUGAGAAAAAGCAGAGCCUUGACAAAGUUUAGAAACCGACCGUGGGUGGUGGUCGCAGCAGAAACACUGCCCCGCCCCAGCCCCCUCAAGAGGCCCGGGAUGCAAGGGGGGGCUUGGCGGCACCAAUGGCCUUCUUGUCCCGGUUCUCCCGGAACGGAUCCAGGGCUCCCAGCCGGCGGAUUCACGAUGACACCGUCAGCCACCCCAUCCUCAGCGUCUUCGAGUUGGAGAGGCUGCUCUACACAGGGAAGACAGCCUGCAACCAUGCCGACGAAGUGUGGCCAGGACUCUACCUGGGAGAUCAAGAUAUAGCUGCCAACCGCCGGGAGCUGGCGCGCCUGAACAUCACCCACAUCCUCAAUGCCUCGCACAGCAAGUGGCGGGGAGGGGCCGAUUACUAUGAAGGCACUGGCAUCUGCUACCUGGGCAUCGAGGCCCACGACUCGCCCACUUUCGACAUGAGCCCCUACUUUGAUCCCGCCGCUGACUUCAUCCACAAGGCGCUGAGCAGGACUGGAGGAAGGAUCCUUGUUCACUGUGCCGUGGGGGUGAGCAGAUCAGCCACUUUGGUCCUCGCCUACCUCAUGAUUUACCAUCGCUUGACCUUGGUGGAGGCCAUAAAGACCGUCAAGGACCACCGAGGCAUCAUCCCCAACCGGGGUUUCCUACGUCAGUUGGCUGCCCUGGACAACUCCCUCAGGUUGAAACAGAGGCCAUGAGUGGAAGGGCCAGAGGGGAAAACAAUGUUGGAGCCGGUCCUGAGGCAUUUCCAGGCCAUAAUUUGGGCUCUGGUAUCCCUGAACUUCCACAGUUCCCGCCCUGCAGAAGCCCAAGGCCUACAAGGCCUCUAAUUUCUAAAGUUAGCUUCAGGUGUCAGCCAGAGGUGGCUCAGGUUUCCGAGAGGCAGAGAGUUCCCCAACCCCUCUCUCCAUUUCUCCCUCCUUUGGGAAGCCAUAAAAUGGGGCUCUUCUUGAUAUCAAGUCUCAACCUCAGACCAGGGGAGCCUUCAGCUAUCUAAAUCCCCUCAGAGUCCUGUGUGGUGUGGCCUGUCCCCAUAUUUGCUUUUAACCUUUGUUGAAGUGCUUGGGUAGUUCCUUAAUGUAUUUUAGCUGUGAGAAUAAAGUCCUGCAGAGACUAAAUGCAUCAGAGCAUUUUUCCACCCAACAGUGAUAGGCAAUUAUGGGGCAAGGGAAGAAGAAUAGGUUUGGUGACAGCUAGAGAGCCAUUUUGCUGCUGUCUGGGGUGGGGUGAGGAGUAGUCCCAGAACAGCAACUGCCCAAGGGUCCCAGGAACUUAGAAGGGCCUUCCACUGGCGUAACCCAGCUGCACCCCAAUUCAUCACCCUCUCUACCAAGCCCACAGGUGCUUUCAGUUACAGGUGCUGCUGCUGCUGCUUUUGAAUGGGAGCCAAAAUCAGCUCCCUUCCAGAAUGGCUGCCCACCAUUUUAAGUUACCCAAAAUGUAAUGCCCUGGACCACAGAUUUGUAAAAUGUAUUGCUUUCACAGUUCUGUAGUCUGAGUUGAUCAGUAAUUCUGUUGCAGCCACUACAAGCAGGGCUGGGCCCUGCCCUGGUUCAAGGAAGGUUACUGGGCAUGGCCAGGACCAUGCGAAGGGGCUGUCUAAAGCCUGGCACUGGCUUGGAUGGAAUGAAGUACAUAGAGCACUAUUCUUAUUAUUUUUAGCCAUUCUCCAUCACUUAAUGAGAAAAGAAACUGCAUUCAGAAAUUGUCAAAGGGGAGAGAAAAUGUUAGUGAAAUUCUCACAGGCAUGGUGUGGGCUUUUACUUACUUUCAAGUAGGCCAAGGGGCAUUCGUGAGCCUCUUUUCUUCCACUCUAGCUAGCUGGUCAAAUAUACAGAAUAUGGAGAAUCAAGUCUUUCCUGAAAUCCACUGUUGGGUCAUACCUUUUUUAGGACCAACCAAACAUGUCACCCAAAAGUGGCAAGUUUUGAAGAGGGAGCAAGGCAGCGUCAGCUCCAGAGACCUGCCAGGACCAGCAAUGAAAGGAAGUGCCGUUUGAGUGAUACCAGGCAUAAAGAUAAAAAGUUCAAUGGUUCCUAGAGCAGAAUUGCUGGUGGAGUGGAUUCCCCACCUCCUAGAAUGGAUUUUUUGUUUGUACCAGCUGCUGAAAGUUGAAGGAGCUCAGGUUCAUUCUAGGAACCAUGGGGGGGAGAGACCAUAGAUCAGUGGUAUGGAUAUAUUUUGCAUCCAGGUCCCAGGCUCAAUCCCUUGCACCUCCAGGUAGGGCUGGGGGAGUCUCCGUGUCUGAAACCUCGAGAGCUGCUGCCAGUCAAUGUAGACAAUUCUCUGGCUCUGCAUAAGACAACUUCCUAUGCUGCUAUGAAUGGAAUGCUUCAUCCCUGCUCCAUCAAUUUGCUCCCUCGCCUACCUGUAUGUCCAUGCCCUCACCUGCCUUCAGUCACUCAUUGCCUGUGGCUACCAGGCAAGGGCUUAAAUCAGGCAUAGGCAAACUCAUCCCUCCAGAUGUUUUGGGACUACAACUCCCAUCAUCCCUGACCACUGGUCCUGUUAGCCGGGGAUGAUGGGAGUUGUAGUCCCAAAACAUCUGGAGGGCCCAGUUUGCCUAUGCCCGGCUUAAAUGCAAAGUUGGCUCACCAGAUGCAGCAUAGAGCACACUUCCAGCUUUGCAAAGUUACCCAUAGCAGAUCACAGAAAACAGCUCCAGCCUGGAUACUCAUGCAAGAGUUCCAGCAGCUUUGGCAUUUCCUACGCUGGCAAUGAAAAUAAAUUGAUGUCGUUGGCUAGAG